Messenger RNA from Talaromyces marneffei, 1815 nucleotides. RefSeq lists its product as uncharacterized. NCBI's taxonomy places the organism in Eukaryota, Fungi, Ascomycota, Eurotiomycetes, Eurotiales, Trichocomaceae. The coding region runs from base 1 to 1815 and encodes 604 amino acids. The record is from RefSeq and is a predicted model, not a curated record. The transcript has a single exon. Gene Ontology annotation, biological process: transmembrane transport. Gene Ontology annotation, molecular function: transmembrane transporter activity.
AUGGCGGCCACUGCAAUGUCCACGGCCCGACCCGUGAGUACCAAUACCAAUACUGCAACGCCCAAUGGCCAAGGUGAAGAUUCAACAACAGAUGACUCUGUUAGCGAAACUCAACGCACAACUAAAAGCACCGAAAUAAACAUUGUUAGGGAUCAAACGAUCAUGGAGAGCACCAGCUUGCCCGAAAUUAAGGCCAGAACGAAACUCGAGACGACACUCAUCAUGAGCGCUUUGUGUGUAUCCCUCUUUCUUUCUGCUCUCGACACGACCAUUAUAUCAACUGCUGUGCCGACCAUUGUUUCCCAUUUCAACUCUAGCUCUGGGUACAUUUGGGUGGGCAGUGCGUAUCUGCUUGGAAACGCGGCUGUUGUGCCAGUCUGGGGAAAGCUGUCCGACAUCUUCGGUCGCAAGCAAGCAUUGCUACUUACGGUCAGUAUAUUCUUGUUUGGUUCGCUUCUGUGUGCCGUCAGCCAAAGCAUGUCUAUGCUCAUUGCUGCCAGGGCUAUUCAGGGUAUUGGCGGUGGUGGCAACAUUCUGCUGCCCAACAUAUGCGUAUCUGAUCUUUUCCCACUACGCAAACGCGGCCUGUAUUUUGGCAUGCUCAGCAUGGUUUGGGCCAUAGCUUCGGCCCUGGGGCCCAUCAUCGGUGGCAUAUUCACUAGCAGGGUCUCUUGGCGUUGGUGCUUCUACCUCAAUCUUCCCCUUGGCGGCGUGGCGAUGGUAACCUUGAUCUUCUUCCUCAAGCUUCAUAACCCUCGCACGCCCAUCAGACAGGGUCUUGCUGCCAUUGAUUGGAUUGGCAAUCUCCUAAUCAUUGGCGGAACUCUCAUGAUCCUUCUUGGCCUUCAGCUUGGUGGUAGUGAUUACCCUUGGAAAUCUGCCACUAUCAUCUGCCUUAUCGUCUUCGGCGCCGUUACCCUUGCGAUUUUCUGCAUCUACGAGUCUAAGAUUGCAAAAUUACCCGUCAUACCUCCGCGAGUUUUCCGUUAUAGAAACAGUAUCUCCGCUUAUAGCUUGAGUGUCACGCACUCCAUGACUUUCUUGGGUGGAACCUACUGGAUGCCGUUAUAUUUCCAGUCUGUGCUUGGAGCUGAUUCUCUCAUGUCUGGAGUGUAUCUGCUGCCAUACGUCAUAUCCUCGUCCGUACUUUCUAUAGGCGCCGGGUUCUUCAUCAAGAACACUGGCAACUUCCGAUGGCCCAUUAUCAUCGGCCUGUUCGUCAUGACCUUGGGUCUCGGUCUCUUGACCUAUCUGGGCGAUAAGCCUCACUGGGACAGAAUCAUUAUAUUUCAGAUAAUUGCCGGAAUUGGAUCAGCUCCCAACUUCCAGGCACCUCUCAUUGCUAUCCAGACGAAUAUCGAACCUCAUGAUAUUGGUGCCGCGACAUCCAGCUACUCGUUUGCACGUCAAAUCGGCACAUCCGUCUCUGUCACCAUUGGCGGCGUCAUUCUCAGCAAUGUCAUGAACUCACAGCAGAACUACCUAGCGUCCGUCUUAGGCCCGCAGUUGGCGAAGGAAUUCAGUGGCCAGGAAGCUUCCGCUAGUAUUCAAAAAAUUAACGACCUCCCAAUUAAUCAAAUCCAGACGGUUAGGACAGCCUACUGGAAUGCGCUACAAAAGAUGUUUAUAUUUUACGCUUGCGUCUGCUUUGCCGGUUUUCUUAUCAGUUUCUGGAUCAAACAAACCACGUUGGAUAAGGAGCAUACAGAGCACAAGACUGGGCUUCAGUCGCUCAAGGUAGAAGACCGCCAAAAGAAGAAAAAGCCCGACGAGGAAAGCCCUACUCAGACGAGAAGCGUCGACGAAAAAGAGUAA